This is a messenger RNA of Pyrus x bretschneideri (Chinese white pear), 994 nucleotides long. RefSeq lists its product as uncharacterized. The record is from RefSeq and is a predicted model, not a curated record. NCBI's taxonomy places the organism in Eukaryota, Viridiplantae, Streptophyta, Magnoliopsida, Rosales, Rosaceae. The transcript is spliced from 4 exons. The coding region runs from base 234 to 845 and encodes 203 amino acids.
AAAUGUGACUUUUCAUUAAAAGUAAAUAAUAUUAUAAGUGUUUUGUUAAAACUCUCAAAAUAAUAACACUAAAAGGCUAAGGGGUGUAGGGCACUUAAUCCUAAAUUAUAAUAAGAAAAGAAAAAAAAAAGGUUAAUUGAUAAACCAACCGCCUAUAUAAACAGAAGGGUAGAGCCGGUUGGCAGUAAUAAAAGAGCAGAAAAAAAAUCCCAGAGAGAGGGAGCAGAGCGAAAAUGGAGAUGGCGAGUGCAAGUGCGAGUGGGAGAAAAAGGAAGACGACGAGUUUCAAGAGCGAAAAGAUGUUUCUAGAAGAUUACCUUCUCCUCAUUCAGUCCAACUCCCACCUCCAUCUCACCGUCGCUCAUCUCAAUCAGAUCAUUGGCAUGCACGGAUACAAGAAGAUCUACAAAGUUCCCAAGAAACGUUUGAGCGACGCCGUGAGUUCGCUGUCGCUUGUCGAUCCGGCUCGCUCGACGCUCAAAGACUACAUCUCGCCGUUUGUGAUCACUACCCUGGAGGAUGUCGUCGCCGACCUCGCCGACCUCAACUGGAAGGAGUGCUGCGUCACCUCCGUUGAAACUCUAAGCUCGUGGAAAUACACAACCAUCGCUCCUGCUGCUCCUGCGAGCCUCCGCCACGACCUCGUCCAAUACUCCCAGCUUCAACAAUCACCGCCGUUGGCCCUUGAUUUCAGACCCUACGGCGUCGUUUCGGCUCCUAACUCUGCUUCCGAGACCGCUCCUCCAGCGAAAAAACUGGUGACGAAGAGGAGGAGGAAGCGAUCGCCGAUAGCCGCGGGUUUCGCUCGUGCUGCUCUGGACUCUUUUUCGUACGGAUCGUGCUGACGUCACAGCAGACUUACCGUGUUGGCGGGAGUUGGGCACUUGAUUGGUAGAGCUGUGAUAUUCGUGUAAGGAGAGGGGUAUUUCUGGAAUUUCGUGUAGAUUGGUACAAUUGUGUUUGUGAAGAAGUGUUAAGGGUAUUUCGGGCUUUU